AUGGCCCGAAGUCCUGUGACAAAGAUCGCAUCCGUUGCAGCGUCGUCAGCGGCUCUCAUCCUCUCCCUGCCAUCUCCUGGAGAGGCGCACCCGUUAUGCCUGUACGGCCCAGAUCGAGCGGUCUCUACCACGGCCGAAGCCACGUUUUGCCCCGACGUCCUAGCCGAGGGCUUCUGCUGCGAGCCCAACGAGGAAGCGGUGCUGUCGGAAAAGUACGCAGCCAUCGAGGGCGCCCUCAGCGCGGAGUGCGCGCCUCUCUACAAGGAGGUCCUUUGCGGAGUCUGCAGCCCGUACAGCGCACACCUCUACACGCGCCUGGCGGAGAUGGGUGACGAUGGACUGGCGAUGACGAGGGACUUUUGCGACGGUUUCGUCAUGGCGUGCGGGACGGACCUUGCCCUCGACGCGACCUACUGCGACGAGCACGUGCUGGACUACUCCGACGAGAACGCUGCUCGGGAGUACUGGUCUUAUCCGCUAGACAUCACCGCCGGUUUCAACGAGGCCAGUGUGACCGCGGCGUUCCCCGACCUCCCCGAGGAAGACCUUCCGCCCGAGCCUAUCGCCAUGCAAAUGACACCUGACGGUAGCGCCUGGUGGAUCGGCGGGAUGACAGGCUACAUCAAAAUGGCGGCCUCUCAAGACCCGACCGAUGCCAUCGACGUUCUGGACAUCUCGGACAGGGCUGACUUCUCUUACGAGCAGGGUUUGCUGGGGUUCGCGUUCUCCCCUUCCUUCACGGAGACCGGUCUGUUCUACGUCAGCUACAGCGUUGCCGGAGUGAUGAACCCCGAGAACGGCCUGAACCGUCUGUCGAAGUUCGUGUACUACGCCGGAGACGUCGUGGCCACCUCUGGAUCGGAGGAGAUCCUGCUGACAAGCACGGAGAAGGGCUCGAGCGUGCAUUCCUCAGGCUGGGUCGGCUUCGCCCCCUCGAGCUACGCUGACCCCGAGGGAGCGUACCACGACAUCUACUGGACCGUCGGCGACGGCGGGCCUCAGAACGACCCGGACAACAAGGCCCAGGACAUGACCAACCUCCACGGAAGCAUCGUGCGGAUCUCGGUGCCGUCCACGGCGAUGGGGACGGGCUACGAGAUCCCCGCGGGAAACCCUUUCGAUGGCGCCAACGGCGAGAAGCCCGAGAUCUGCGCCUGGGGCCUGCGAAACCCCCACCGGUGUGCCUUCGACACCGCGACCGAUGAGCUCUACUGCGGAGACGUGGGGCAGGACAGAGUUGAGGAGGUCAACGUCAUAGAGUGCGGCAAGGACUACGGAUGGAGGAUGUUCGAGGGAUCCCGCUGCAACGACGGUUUCGAGGGGUACGACGGCGGCGAGUGCUCCGGCCUGGACCGUGCGGACUAUGCCUUCCCCGUCUUCGAGUACUGCCACGUCGACUACGAUUCGUCCCAGGAGGAGUUUGAUGCUUGCGGCGACAGGACCGUCACGGGACUCUCGGUCAUCGGCGGCCAUGUGUACCGCGGGGCAAAGUACGACGACAUCCUCGGGGGACACUACAUCUUCGCCGACCACAGUGUCGGGAGUCUCCACCACCUUGCUCCAGCUGCGGGCGGCGGAUGGACAGCUGGAACGGUCCUCAGUUCGAUCCCCAAGAUCGGCGGCUUUGCGGAAGGGAACGAUGGUGAGCUGUACAUGGUGGGGUACCAGGGGAACAUCUAUGACCUGCCCUGCGGAGACCUGUGCGAGUCCGGAGAAGAACAAAAAGAGGCGUCGUCGGCCUGCUUGCCCCAGUCGGACACCACCCCAACCUUCGAGGAGAUCGGGUGCUUCCUCGACGGCGAGCCGAAGACCAUGACUCUCUCUACGGCCCCGGGGUGCGACGGAACGAUGAACGCUGAGAUGUGUGCCAGCUUCUGUGCCACUGUGGAGGGAGCGACUCACUUCGGUCUCCAGUACCAGAGAGAAUGCUACUGCGGCGGAGAAGGCGAUGACUAUGUCCAGUACGGAGACCAACUGGACGAUGCUGAAUGCGACAUGCCGUGCUCCGGGUUUCCCACCCAAAUGUGCGGCGGUAGGUCGAAGAUGAACGUGUUCGCCAUCACCGGUGACGGGGCUCCGAGCGAGGACGCGGCCGCUACCCCUGUCUCCACGGCAUCGCCGUCGACAGAUACCGAAACAACACCGCCUCCCACCGACGUGCCGGCGGCGGACGCAACUUCCACCGCUGCACCGCCGACGACAACAAUGACUUCGGAGGCUUCAUCUUUCCCUGACACCUACAUGGGCUGCUACGGUGACGACAAGGGCGACAGGGCUCUGACGUUCGCUUACACCGCCAGCGACACCAUGUCCUUCGAGGAGUGCGAAUGCUUCUGCAGCGCGGCGGGCGCCUCCAUCUUCGCCUUGGAGUACGGACGACAGUGUUUCUGCGGCACGGACGAGACGGACUUUGAAGCGUACGGCCCGGCGGUAUGCGACACUCCUUGUGCUGGCAGCCCCGACACAGUGUGCGGUGGAUACGACGCCAUGUCUGUCUACAACAUCGAGCCCGAAGCCGCUACAACCCCAACGGCUCCCCCCACCACCGCCUCGCCAAUUUACUCGGACGACGAGUCCGAGCCAUCAUCCUCAGCGUCCUCAGAGAAGGAAGUUUACCCGGACUACAUACCGUCAUCGGUGUCCACAGAGCCGAUAUUCUCGGAGGUGCGGCCAUCAUCGGCGUACUACUACUUCUCCGGCGGCGAACCGAGCUACGACGCCACGGUUGGGAGUCACUUGGGAUGCUACCUUGACGUGCGGAACGACCGACUGCUGCGGAGCGACAUGACCGAGAGCGAGGACAUGACCCCGGCUGUGUGCGGCGCGUUCUGUGGGGAGGGCGGCAGCGAAGUGUUCGGCCUGCAGUACGGCACGGAGUGCUGGUGCGGCGACCUAGCCUCCUUUUCGGGGGCGGUAGAGGCCGAUGACGAGGCCCUGUGCGACUACGAGUGUGCUGGGGAUGACACCGUCCGCUGUGGGGGCUACCUGUACGUAGAUGUCUACAGGAUCGAAACGAAGUAA
Molecule: messenger RNA, 3021 nt
Organism: Ectocarpus siliculosus
Lineage: Eukaryota; Phaeophyceae; Ectocarpales; Ectocarpaceae
Source: the annotation of a GenBank genome assembly